CUCAUGUCAGGAGCUCCAACACCUUGACACCUUCAGCCGCUGUUCGUCUCAGUGCCGUCUAUUGGAAAACUUCCUGCUUUCAGUCAGGCUGUAAACAUUCAACCAGAAACUACAUCAAGCUGCUGCACCACCUUUUUCAACAGCAAAUAAAUGUGAUCUCUCUCUGACCAUGAUGUGUUGAAAAAGAGGAGACAAAACAGCUGAUAAGGGAAGGGAAUUAUUCUGCAGCAUCAAAUAAGUAACGACUUUUCAACUUAUUCAUUGUUGACAGACAUGGCCAAUGAACCUGAGCUCAGGAUGGUGCUUGUUGGGAAAACGAGAGUUGGGAAGAGUGCAGCUGGAAACACCAUCUUAAGGAAAAGAGCUUUUGAAACUAUGAGGCGUCCUGCUGUAGCAGCACCAGUAACUCUGAGGAGAGAAGAAGAGUUUUAUGGACAAACACUGGUUUUAGUUGAUACUCCAGGCCUGCUCCAUCCUAAUCAAGAUCAAGAUGAGGUGAAGAGGCAAAUCACUAACUGCAUCUCAUUAGCUGCUCCGGGUCCACACGUGUUCCUGGUUGUGAUCAAUCCAAACAGAUUCACAGAAGAUGAUAGAAGAAUAAUGAGAACCAUUCGGCAGAUAUUUGGAGAAAACCUAGCACGUUUCUCUUUGCUCUUGUUCACCCACGGAGACAUUCUGGAAGCUCAGGGGCGCUCCAUUGAAGAAAUAAUCCGUGAAAAUCAAUCUCUCCGUUCUAUCAUUCAUCAGUGUCAUGGAGGAUAUCAUGUUUUAAAUAACAAUGAUGGGGAUCUCACUCAGGUCUUAGAGUUGCAGAGGAAGAUACACGUGCUGUUUCAGAGAAAUGGAGGACGAUACUACACUGAUGAGAUGCUAAGAGAGCCCAGUCUGGGAAAUGUUAUGGCCACCAGUUUUGCCAUUGGCGUUCUUGUAGGUCUACUGGGACUGGGAAUACUUGCAGUGCGAAAGUAGGAAUGUCUUACAACAUUUUAUGAAUAUCACUGAUAUUAAUAUGUGAUAUCAUAGAAUUCCAUACACGUAGAAUGCAUACUUCAGACCUGUGUGACACGUUGGUUUGAACUUUAGACUCAUUUUACAUAUCAUUCAAUUGUUUAGGGUCAUAGGCUGAGGUUCAUCAUUAACACUAAAUGGUUAAACGAAGUGACAACAUGUGAAGUGAUUUCAGGGAAUCACCAUGUUAUGCACUAUUUUACAUCAGGCUGGACAUCGUGUCAUUGGGGUUGUUCAGCUUCAGCUUAUUAAUCAUGUGUAGAUUUUAUAAACUCUAUAUUCUAUAAACUCUCAUUCUUCAGUUUUUUAAUGAAUAAAACUGUUAGCAUGUUUUUUUCUCAUUAUAGAUUAGGAGCAUCUUAAUUUCAUUCAUCAUGUGAUUUACACAGUUUCGCAGACCAUGAGA
This is a messenger RNA of Oreochromis niloticus (Nile tilapia), 1414 nucleotides long. Its product is annotated as GTPase IMAP family member 6. The record is from RefSeq and is a predicted model, not a curated record. NCBI's taxonomy places the organism in Eukaryota, Metazoa, Chordata, Actinopteri, Cichliformes, Cichlidae. Gene Ontology annotation, molecular function: GTP binding. Bases 274 to 969 code for a protein of 231 amino acids. The transcript is spliced from 3 exons.